Molecule: messenger RNA, 1910 nt
Organism: Capsella rubella
Lineage: Eukaryota; Viridiplantae; Streptophyta; Magnoliopsida; Brassicales; Brassicaceae
Product: aspartate--tRNA ligase 2, cytoplasmic
Exons: 10
Coding region: 56-1708 (550 amino acids)
Biological process (GO): aspartyl-tRNA aminoacylation
Cellular component (GO): cytoplasm; aminoacyl-tRNA synthetase multienzyme complex; cytosol
Molecular function (GO): aspartate-tRNA ligase activity; RNA binding; ATP binding
Source: RefSeq, a predicted model, not a curated record
AAAGUUUAGGGUUUCGUGGAUUCAGUGGGCUUUAUCGAUUUAUAUUUGACUCAUCAUGUCGUCGGAGCCUCAAAUUCCGUCGGAGGAGUCUGGAGAGAAGAUCAGCAAGAAAGCGGCGAAGAAGGAAGCCGCCAAGCUAGAGAAGUUACGCCGCCGGCAGGAGCUAGAAGAAGCCACUCAGAAGACAGCUUCCAUGUCUCUCGAAGAAAAUGACGAGUUUUCCAGCAACUACGGUGACGUGACUCUUAGCGAGUUACAAUCUACGGCGGAUCCGAAAGCCGGGAAAUGGAGAGAGGCUAUUGAAGGUAAGGAGUGUAUCGAUGUGAGCGAUUUGGUUGAAGAGAUGGCGGAAUCAGAGGUUCUCAUCAGAGGCCGUGUGCACACGAAUCGUCCUGUGUCUAGCAAAUUGGGGUUUGUGACCUUGAGGGCAAGUGGAUCAACUGUUCAGUGUGUGGUUAGCCAAUCCGAGAAGACCAAAGUGGGCGCCAACAUGGUUAAAUACCUUAAGCAGCUGAGUCGCGAAUCCUUUGUCGAUGUCAUCGGUGUCGUUGUUCUCCCCAAGGAGCCUUUGACGGGAACUACGCAGCAGGUUGAAAUUCAAGUGAGAAAAGUGUACUGCAUCAACAAAGCCUUGGCAAAACUACCACUUAGUGUGGAGGAUGCUGCCCGAAGUGAAGUCGAUAUUGAAAGAUCUCUUCAGACUGGAACGCCAGCUGCUCGUGUCAAUCAGGAUACUCGUUUGAAUAAUAGGGUGCUUGACAUCAGAACACCCGCUAAUCAAGCCAUCUUCCGCAUUCAGUGCCAAAUCGAAAAUUUUUUCAGAGAAAAAUUGCUAUCCAAGUCUUUUGUUGGAAUCCACACACCGAAACUGAUGGCUGGUAGUAGUGAAGGAGGUUCUGCUGUGUUUAGGUUGGAAUACAAAGGGCAACCUGCUUGUCUAGCUCAGUCUCCUCAGCUUCACAAGCAAAUGGCAAUAUGUGGUGACUUGCGACGCGUCUUUGAGAUAGGUCCUGUUUUCAGAGCAGAGGACUCGUUCACUCAUAGACAUCUGUGUGAAUUUGUGGGUCUCGAUGUGGAGAUGGAGAUUCAAAAACACUAUUCCGAGAUAAUGGAUCUUGUGGACGAGUUAUUUGUGUUUAUAUUCACUAGUUUGAAUGAGAAGUGCAAAAAAGAACUGGAAGCUGUUGGAAAGCAAUACCCAUUCGAGCCUUUGAAGUUUCUUGAAAAAACAUUGAGGUUAACGUUUGAAGAAGGGAUUCAAAUGCUUAAGGAAGAUGGAGUGGAGGUUGAUCCUCUUGGCGAUCUAAACACUGAAACUGAGAGAAAACUUGGCCAACUUGUAUUGGAGAAGUACAACACUGAGUUCUAUAUUCUGCAUCGGUAUCCUAAGGCAGUUAGGCCUUUUUACACAAUGGCUUGUGCUGAUAAUCCUCUAUACAGCAACUCUUUUGAUGUCUUCAUCAGAGGUGAGGAGAUCAUAUCAGGAGCUCAACGUGUCCAUAUCCCAGAAGUCUUGGAGGAACGAGCAGGGGAAUGCGGCAUUGAUGUGAAGACAAUAUCCACAUACAUCGAUUCAUUCAGGUACGGUGCACCUCCACACGGUGGAUUCGGAGUAGGGCUGGAGCGAGUUGUCAUGCUUUUCUGUGCACUGAACAACAUCCGGAAAACAUCGCUCUUCCCUCGUGACCCUCAAAGGCUUGCACCCUAGUAUCUUUUCAACUUCAAGCUGAAUAAUUGUCAGACUCCACAAAUUUUUCUCAUGAAGCUUUUUGGGAGUUUAACAUUUACUUUUGUCUAUUCUUGCCCUUUUUGUACAAGUGAAUCUUGAUUUUGACUGGGUGAUGCUUAUGUUACUUUUACGUUAUCAAGUAACUAAGACUUCUCAGAUAUUUGAGUUUCAUCUAGAUUUA